CUCCGAGCGCGACCGGGAGGGCUACGCGGCGGCCGCAGCCAUGGGCUCUGGGCCUGCGGGGGCGCGGUGGGGGUGCGAGGACCUGCGGGGCCGGGCGGGAGAGACGGCUGCCGGGACCCGCCCUAGACACUGAGCCGCGGUGGGAUCCCCGCUGGCUCUGCGAGGCCCUGCGAGCGCCAGGGAGGCGCCUCGACGGAGCGGGGCAGCCCCCGGCCACUUCAGGGGGGCCCGCUUCGCCGCCCGGGCGGUCGAGAGGGCCUUGGGGGCACAUCUCGGGGUGCGGUGACCCGCCUGGCGCAUUUCGGGGGUCGGGGCGCGUUUGCCAGGGGACAUCUGGAGCCCGGCCCUGCUUCUGUCGGGCUCCAGGGUACCCCUGGAUGGCUGCGCUGUGCCCUCGCCGGCCGCCCGGGCGCCGCAGCGGCUGAGUUCGCCGGGAUCGCCGGGCCGCCGCCGCCCUUGCCACCCGCUGCAUGCUCGGCGCCCGGGUCGCGGCCCACCUGGACGCACUGGGCCCCCUGGUCCCCUACGUGCCGCCGCCGCUGCUGCCCUCUAUGUUCUACGUGGGCCUGUUCUUCGUCAAUGUGCUGAUCCUGUACUACGCCUUCCUCAUGGAGUACAUCGUUCUCAACGUGGGCCUCGUCUUCCUGCCCGAGGACAUGGACCAGGCGCUCGUGGACCUCGGCGUGCUCUCCGACCCCGGCUCGGGCCUUUACGAUGCUGACUCGGAGCUCGACGUCUUUGAUGGGUACUUGGAGUAGGGUCUCGACUGCCGUUCCCCUCUUCCCUCCACGAUCCGCAACCCACUCCCUGGACCAGCCGCCCAGAUCAUACCGCCGCAGCUGGUUGGGGGCACCAUCUGGACGGGGAUGGUUCCCCAGGAGGAGACCCUCCCCUGCCUCCGAGGCCUGUCUAACUGGAUGCCAGGAAUGGCCAGACUCCUCUUAAGCCCUUCGUUUGGGCUGGAAAGCUUCCCCCAGCAAAGGGGACAGCUGGUGAAAAGGAAGGGGACCCCGAGAGGACAUGGACCUGUGCAGAGACAGGCAACUUCUCCUUUGCUGUCUGUCUCCUUCCAGCCACCAGGAGAUGGCCAGACCCCAGCCAUGCCUUCAUCCAGAGAUAAGGCCUGCUCCCCUCAAAAGCUUCGUGCCAACAGAGAGGUUCCUGUUUGGACCCAGGAGAGUGGAAGAGAGAUUGGGACUGACUGCUGAGGUUGGGAAGGCACCUGCUCCCAGAGAAGGGGGAACGCAAGGGGCGUCCCAAGACCUCAUCUGCCUGCAGCGUCACACCGAUGGCCUGGCCUUGGCUUCUGAUUAUUUGCAACUGCGAUGGAUGUUUACAGGAACCCAGCCAGAGUUUGCCUCCCUGCACUUCAUCCCGGAGCGCACCUGCUUCCCCCACUUCACCUUCAGAGAGGACACUUCAAACUGCGGACACACACAAAAGCGACUCCCAGCUCCGUUUGAUGUGAGGAGACUGAGGUGUGGGAGAGUACAGGCGGCAGAACUCUCGCGGGAGACAGUUGUAGCACCACUUGCCCUCAUGUGAUGCUAAAGAAAGAAAAGCUACGAAAUCUGAAAAGAAGACAUUUGAGAGGCCCAAGGAAAAAGGUGAGCGUGAGGAGGGAGACAUUUGCAUGCAGAGAGAGGCCUGAGAGGAAGAGUGACCAUUUGGAAGGUGCGCGGACUUACAGUCCACUGGACGUGGAAUUGCACCAUCAUGCCCUGAUUCCUCCAAGCAGCGCUUUACUACCUGACAAAUGGGGUUCAGGGGCACUUCCAGCACACUGUGCCUUUGCCUGCAGAGAGGUCCUCCAAAGAAGUCAGAAGUCCAUUCCUUUGUAGGAGUGUGACUAUAAGUAUUGCUUAGAUCUGUGACACGGGGUCAGUAAUUUAUCCACAUCUUAUGAUGACUGUGCAUUAACUACAAAAAGGUGCCCCUCUGGGUUAAAAGGCUCCACACCAGGACUCCCAGCUUGGCAAGCAGAACCCAGACUGGUUUGCAGCCCCCAUGUUCCCCCUUGUCCAGGUGCCUUUGUGCAGUGUACAGACUGGCCAACCUCACCUGGCAGCCCUGUCCAGAGUUUUUUUAAUUUGCUAAAAUAUAAGACUCACCAGGGCAGGAACAUCUUAUUCAUGACUGUGCACUCAGUACGUAUUUGUAGAAUGAAUGAAACAGGUGAGGAUUAUUUGUUCAUUUUAUGUUAUUGAGCACCUAUUAUACACAGGCGCCUUGCUGGGUGCAGAGGGCACAGCAGUGUACAAAGCAAGAUGUUUCCCGCCCUCCUGGAGCUCAUGUCCUAGGACAAGAGCAGACUGCAUAAAUAAGUGAAAAAGAUAAACUAGUGAUGGGGUUGCAGAGUGGGGCAAGUCCUGAAGGAUGAGAAAUCGGCCAUAUGGAGAGCUGGGAGGAACAUUCCAGCCAGAGGCAAGAAUGAAACACAGAUAUAUGUAAUAAUGACAGCCAAGAUGUUAUUGAGCCUAAUUCUCAACCUAUUAGCUCACCACACCUUCACAUAAUCCUAUAAAAAAGGUGCUGUGGUUAUGCUCAUUUUACAAAUGAGGAGACUGAGGCACAGAGAACUAGCUUGCAUAAGUAAGUGGUAAGGAGGGCGUUGAGCCCAGGCAACAUUGUUCUAGACUCUCUGCCAUUCGCCCCUAGACUCUUAUCCCUCUUGGGUAGGAGUUUAGCACAGUGUCUGGCACACAGUUGUCACUUAUUGAGCUAAUACUUUCUGAGCACUUUGAAUUUCCCUUGCACUGUGAUAAGGGCUUUGCAUGUAUCAGCUCAUUAAAUAAACAGUAGUGGCUGGGUGCGGUGGCUCACACCUGUAAUCCCAGCACUUUGGGAGGCCAAGGCAGGCAGAUUACCUGAGGUCAGGAGUUUGAGAUCAGCCUGGCCAACAUGGUGAAAUUCCAGCUCUACUAAAAAUACAAAAAUUAGCCAGGCGUGGUGGUGCAUGCCUGUAAUCCCAGCUACUUGGAAGGCUGAGGUGGGAGAAUCUCUUGAACCCAGGAGGCAGAGGUUGCAGUGAGCCGAGAUCACGCCACCGCACUCCAGUGUGGGCAACAAGAGUGAAAACUCUGUCUCAAAAAAAUAAAAUAAAAUAAUAAUAAACAGUAGCUAUCAUUAACAAA
Molecule: messenger RNA, 3134 nt
Organism: Pongo pygmaeus (Bornean orangutan)
Lineage: Eukaryota; Metazoa; Chordata; Mammalia; Primates; Hominidae
Gene: DEXI
Product: Dexi homolog
Exons: 5
Coding region: 471-758 (95 amino acids)
Source: RefSeq, a predicted model, not a curated record